CCCCUGUUGUCCCAGGAGUACAUCCAGAAGUUGAUGCCGCCGCUCAUCCAGAAGUGGAACGAGCUCAAGGAUGAGGACAAGGACCUUUUCCCGCUGCUGGAGUGCCUGUCCUCGGUGGCCACGGCCCUGCAGAGCGGGUUCCUGCCCUACUGCGAGCCCGUUUACCAGCGCUGCGUCACCCUGGUCCAAAAAACCCUGGCCCAGGCCAUGAUGUACAACCAGCACCCCGAGCAAUACGAAGCCCCCGACAAGGAUUUUAUGAUCGUGGCCCUGGACCUGCUGAGCGGCCUCGCCGAGGGGCUCGGGGGCCACGUGGAGCAGCUGGUGGCCCGUUCCAACAUCAUGACGCUGCUUUUCCAGUGCAUGCAGGACACGAUGCCCGAGGUGCGGCAAAGCUCCUUCGCCCUCCUGGGCGACCUCACCAAGGCCUGUUUCGUGCACGUCAAGCCCUGUAUCGCUGAAUUCAUGCCCAUCCUGGGCACCAACCUGAACCCCGAGUUCAUCUCCGUCUGCAACAACGCCACCUGGGCCAUCGGGGAGAUCUGCAUGCAGAUGGGUGAGACCCACCAAAAACCGGGCUGA
This is a messenger RNA of Neopelma chrysocephalum (saffron-crested tyrant-manakin), 582 nucleotides long. Its product is annotated as transportin-2-like. Gene Ontology annotation, biological process: protein import into nucleus. Lineage: Eukaryota; Metazoa; Chordata; Aves; Passeriformes; Pipridae. The record is from RefSeq and is a predicted model, not a curated record. Gene Ontology annotation, cellular component: nucleus; cytoplasm. The transcript has 5 exons. Bases 34 to 582 code for a protein of 182 amino acids. Gene Ontology annotation, molecular function: protein binding; nuclear import signal receptor activity.